UGUUCGACAUACGGAAGUAUGGUUACCCUACAAAGGGUGUAAAGAUCAAGAGAAGAAGAAGAAGAUCGGCAAUUUCCGGAGAAAAACCGAGGUCUGACGUCACAUUGUGAACACAUGUACUUCCGACAUUGCAAAAGACUACAACCAAGCGAGAAUAUAUACGAACGAUUUCAUCUACGACAAUGCCGAGAGGAGAUCGCGGAGGUUUAAGUAGAGGCACUGGGACGAGAUGUGUAGCAGCUAAAUGUGGGAACACAAAUGCGGAUGGAUUUUCUUUGCAUUCCUUCCCAAAAGACCCUAAUCUUCGGAAAAAAUGGACAGGGUUUGUGAAACGAAAGAGAGCCAACUGGGAUGGACCAACGGAGUGUUCAGCCCUAUGUUCCGCUCACUUUAUCAGUGAUGACUUCCCAUUCAGGCAUAGGUUCGAGAUUGAACACAUGGGUAGAGCCCCGAUAAGGGGAAGUUGAAUGUUGGUGCUGUACCUACUGUACAUAGUCCUAGUAUUGCAAAGCAAGUUAGCAUGGUUAAGGAGAAGCCUCUUGAAACAAAGCAACCUAUUCAGAUGGCCCCGAUACACUCACUUCCACUGGAGAUGUUAUCACCCUCAGAGACAUCAACAUGUCAAAGUUCUCCUCCAAAGAAGAUCAGAAGAGGCUAUUCAAAAAGAGAAGCUGCAAGGUUAGUUGCUGAUCACUAUCAUAAUACUAGUACUGUCAGUGAACCAGCUGAGAACGAGACUUCUGUCAGUGAACCAGCUGAGGACCAGACUUCUGUCAGUGAACCAGCUGAGGCUAUAGAUCAACCAAACAACCAUGUAAUGGAUUUUAAAGAGUUGGAUGAAGAAGGACAUUCCUAUGCUGUCAUCUGGACAACAGGCUUCAGAACUUGAAGGAUUUCAUUCGGUGGUGAAUCAUUUUGCACCUAAAAUGAUUGGGUUUUCAUUCCAUGGAAUGCUUUCUAGAAUGUAGAGUGUCUGAUGAAGACAGUUUUCAACAUUGCUAAAGUCUAGACAUGAACAAGGAAGGUAUUCAACAACUGGUAGACGUUCCACCUCCACUUUGUAGCCAGUACGAGAGACCAGACAAAGAUCAAGCCAUACAAAGCCUUCUAGCAAGAUUCAAUCACUGUCAGCCUCAUGAAAACCAGUGUAGUUCUGGUGCAGAUCACGGAAGACAGUCCGGAUCUUAAGUACCACACAAGAUGGAAUAACCACACGGACCUCUUUCCCUAGGAAAUGCCAACAACACUGUACAAAUUGUCUAUAAGCUGUAUAACGAUUUCUCCUGAAAUUAUAAAAGAUGUUCUUUUAAUAAUCUCCAGCAGUAAAUAUUUCAAGCAUGUUCAGGACAAGAUUAGUUGCAAAAUUUUAUAUUUUAAUAUAUAUAUAUUCACUUUUGAAUAGUAAAUGGGUAAUAUUACCAUGGAUAAAGAUAAUGUCCUGCUUGAAUAUAUUAAUAUAUAAAGUUUGAGAAUAAAAAUCAAUUUUUGGACAUAUGGACAGACGUACAAUUAGAUAAGGGUGAAAUAAAGUUACUAUGAACACAAAAAGAGGAAGUGUUGCAUUUUUCAAUGAGAGGUCAGGACAUAGAAUGCUUGCCAUUCAAAUCACACUAGCCAAGACUUAACAUACUAAAUAUAAGCAAUUAUAGAUUAUAUUUGCUGCACAGCCUUCAACACAGUGCAUUGAUUCACGAUUUAAAAAACAUAUUAUUUUUAUAAAAUAGAUUUUAAAAAUAAACCAAUAUAAAUGUUGAUGUUGAAAUACAGGACUGAAUUUCUUACUCAUUUCCAUGAUCAGGAUGCUCUCCAUAUUGUUGUCUAUACUGGUAAUAGGCAACUUUUAAUACAUGUAUAUCAAGGCACACUGGAUGAAAUCCCGGAUGGUCUGUUAUACAAGCUGUGUCAGGGUGUUAAUUUUUCACGUCAAGAAUUUUUGAAAUUUCACAACAGCAGACACACUCUCUUGCUGACGGCAUAACUGCACAAUGUCCACAAUUACACCUUGAAGAAAGCAACAGAUUUA
Mytilus trossulus (common blue mussel) is the source of this 2023-nucleotide messenger RNA. RefSeq lists its product as uncharacterized. The record is from RefSeq and is a predicted model, not a curated record. The coding region runs from base 521 to 889 and encodes 122 amino acids. Lineage: Eukaryota; Metazoa; Mollusca; Bivalvia; Mytilida; Mytilidae. The transcript is spliced from 4 exons.